CGCCGUGUUCGCGUGUGCCGUUUCGUCCGUCGUGUGUAAACGAUAUCGCCUUUUUAUUUAUUUUUUUUUCCGCUUCCCCUGCGGCCGCCUCCACUCGUCGUUCCCGGGCGGAAAAAAAAACACGUACAGGAUUUUCACGAGCGAAUCCCGCGGGAACACGAGGCGCGCGUGCGACAUGACUUCGCCCGGAUCCCAACGGCGGUCCGGGCCGGGCAAACGGGUCGAUUCGUUCGGACCUAACUACUGAACGGUCCCCCACAUACACACACCACACAUCUCCGGAGCCAAACCCGAUUUAUUCCAAAGGCAACACCUCCUGGGGACACCAUGACCAUAGCCGAUUCGGGAGCGGGCGCCGUGUCGGGCGCCGACUUUGACGAUCAGGAUUUGGUGGGCAUCAGCAACGCACAAAAGCGCAACUGGCGUGGCAUAUUCAUCGCACUGAUGGUCAUUGUAGCCGUGUUGGCCAUGAUCAUCAUGUCGGUGGUGCUGCUCACGCCCGAAGACGAUUUCGGCCUGGGCGGACGGUGGCGGAGGAUGAGGGGUCGUCGGAUCCGGCUCGGCGACAUCCUGGAAGACGGGCAAUCACAUUCCGUGCAGCUGUUUAACGGCUCUUGGAUUUCGGGGCACGAGAUGAUCUACAAAACGACAGAAGGCGGCGUAGGGCUGUUGGAUGCCAGGACGAUGACCAGCACUCCCCUCAUGUCGAAUCACACGUUUAAUUUACUGAACCCGGUGGUGGCGUUCACCAUGUCGCCGGACAGGAAGUACUUGCUGUUGGCUCACGACGCGCAAAAGCUAUUCCGGCACUCAUACUUGGCUCGGUACACGGUGUACACCAUUUCCAACAGCCAAAUGAUUUCGGUGACGGUUAACACCACCGAAACGGGUCAAAACUACACGGCCGGCCAGCAGAGUGUCGUCUCUCAACCGUACUUUAUGCACGUCCAGUGGAACGGCGGCGUCCGGGCGAGCGGCGAUGCAAAUUCGGCGGUCGACGAUGACAAGGCGGAGGAGGAGGAUUCGUCUGCUGACGGAUACGAGAAACCGGUCGAACCGGUGACAACGCCUUUGGGUCUGGUGGCGGUCAACAGCAAUUAUGACAUCUACUACGUGGCAGUGUUGCCGGAGAAAACGGCCGACGCCGGCAACUUGGGGAGAAGACCACGAGGCUGGUAUCGCGGGAUCACCACCUCUGGAGUGCCGGGCAUCAUCAGCAACGGCGUGCCCGACUGGUUGUACGAAGAAGAAAUUUUGAAAUCACGCAAAGCCAUGUGGACGUCUUCGCCGAGCAAUCCGAAAAUUAUGUUGUUGUACGCGACGUUUGACGACACCGACGUGGGAGAGUACAAAUUUCCCAUGUACCUGAACACCGGGUUCGCGGACCGCCACCCUUACCCGGUGAUCCGCAGCCUGCGCUAUCCAAAGGCCGGCACGCCAAAUCCUCGGGUGACCCUUUCCGUGGUCAACAUCGCCGACAUUGCGGAAAACCUUAAGAACAACAACGUGCGGCAACCGAUUAAAAUCCGCGAACUCACUCCGCCUUCGAUGUUUCAGUUCACAGACGACUAUUACUUUACGGCGGUACAGUGGGUGAGCCCCGAAGAAGUUUGCGUGGUCUGGUUGAACCGUCGGCAGAACACGAGCGUGACGACCAUUUGCAAGUCGCCAAUGUGGAUCUGUCAAGAGACACAGAUCGUUAACGCCGCCCCGAUGAUGACCCGCCAUGGAUAUGCCGGUCACGGCGGUCACCCUCACGCCGGCAACGGGCAAGGCACGCAAGCGCACCUGGGCGGAUGGGUGGACGUAACGGGAGCACCGGUGUUCAGCCGAGACGGCGACGGAUACGUAUCGUUAACGCCUAUUAGGCACGGCGCCAACGCGGGGUCCGGACCGUCCGGUCUGGCCGGGAUGCCGGCUUCGAACGCCAGAUCUGAUCCAGGAGCCGGCUACUAUAGGCAGAUUGUAGCCGUCAACAUCACCAAGAAAUUGUUGGUGCCGUUGACGUACGGCCCGUGGACCGUGGACAAAAUCCUGUCGUGGGAUUACGUUACCAACACCAUAUACUUCCUAGCUGUGCCCGCCGACCGACCCAGCGAACGACAUCUAUACGCCACCACGCAUUACUACAACCACGUCACUCAGCUGAGCAGCUCGUCUUCGUCGUACCGUUCGCAUCAACCGCACACGCCGGCCCAUUUGAUCGAUCCGCAACCGUCGGUGUGCUUGAGCUGUUCGGUCGAAGAUUCGUCCGAGAGCGCUAACCAAACGGACGAAAAAUCAACGGACGUGAACGACACGGCCACGAGACCGCCGACCACGACAGAGCUGCCGGAGAGCCCGGAAUCAUCGCUUCUGUACAAGUCGCUGUCGUCGCAAUACCAGUCGGACCAGGCGGAACCCGGGCAAGGUCACAGCAGCGGCGGCACCGGCAGUAAGAAUGCCAAACAAGACAAGUACGACGACCAGGCCGACCAGCGGAAACGACAGCAUCAGCGGCUCCGGGAAAACGAACAACAACAGCAGAAGAGCAACAGAGAUCCGCGGAACAGACAAGGCGGCAAUCAAAACCGGUGUAGCUAUUACGACGCCGAGUUCAGCCCGACGGCCGAGUACUACGCUCUCAUUUGCCUGGGACCGGGAGUGCCAAUGGUGACGCUGCACAAAACCGUGGUGGUGCCGCAAGAAGAAGACAAGAAGCCCGACGAAGACGAUCAAAAGAAAAAGGAUUCGGUCUCAGAACCGCGUGCACCUCAGUCGUCGCGGCGACACCCGAAAAUUUCCAGCAAGUUUGUCGGCACUCUCGAAAACAACACAUACCUAUUUGACAAGUACAACACUAAAGUGCACCUGCCGGCCAGUCGAACGUUCGAAGUGCGAGUGUCGGCCGGCCACAGCGCCAGAGUUCGGUUGUACUUGCCGCCGGGCGUUCGUUUCGACUCGGACGGCGAUUCCGGUACGAUAGGGUCGGGCGGAGCUGGCGCCAACCCGGACGACGACCGCAAGUAUCCGCUGGUCGUUCACAUCGGCGACGGCCCGGGCACACAGUCGGUGAUCGACACGUGGCAGUUGGAGUGGUCGGUGCAAUACUUGGCGGCGGCACACGACUACGUGGUGGCCGUCGUGGACGGAGGUCGUGGAUCCGGAGGCAGGGGAUACGAUCUUCUGCUGUCCAUCUACAAGCGCCUGGGAAACUACGACGUGGCCGACCAACUGGAAGUUACCGAAUAUUUACGAGACAAUUUACAUUUUGUCGACAAGCGACGGGUGGCCGUGUGGGGAUCAGCCGGUUACGGCGGUUACAUAACUACUAAGUUGUUGUUGAACACCAUGAUCCAGGAAAAGAAACGCAACCAUCGGAAUCCGUCCGGCGGGUCACGGUUGCCGCUGUUCCGUUGCGGCAUCGCCAUCGCACCAGUGUGCUCUUGGAAUCUCUACGCUUCGUUCUACGCGGAACGUCACAUGGGAAUGCCGGACGAGAACCCCAAGGAAUACCACGAUUCGGACCUGGUCACCGACAUCCAGCAGCUGAUGGAGGCGUACAAGGAGGAGGAGAGCCUCCGGUCGCCGCCGCUGUUCUACGGACAACGGCACUCGGGCAGCGGCCGGCACGGCAACAGCAAGGAAACGUACUACUCGCCGGCGCCGUCGUCGUCGCCGUCGUCGCAGCAGCAGCAGCAGCAGCAGCAGCAGGACCAGUCGCAGCAACCGCCUUACCGGUACCCCGAGUUCUACUUCGUGCACGGCACCGCCGACAGCAAGGUGCACGUGCAGCACACCAUGCGGCUGACCGCGGCUCUGACCCGGGCCGUGGACGGCGUGCUCCAGUACAAGCAGCAGGUGUAUCCGGACGAAGACCACGACCUGGCCGGCGUGCGGCCGCACUUGUACACCAGCAUGUCCUACUUCCUGGACCAGUGUUUCCGCAGCAAGGAAGGCGAGGACGACGACGGCAACGGCGACGACGACGGGUACGGUCACCACGACCACCAUUUCGAACACUACCACGAAACGUACUACGGCAACGGUGGCCUCGAUUGAGACGCACCAUCAAAUAGGUUUCCCCGAAAUCCCCCUUGUCCCGGGGUAUCGUUUCCCGAAAAAAUAUGUUAGGGCCGACCAAACGCGGUUAUUCCCGGUGUCCUCUGUGUGGCCGUUCUGAUUCCUAAUCAUUUCUAUCGUUUCUUUCGUUCAUCUCUAUGGGAUAGUAUGUAUCUACGUGUGGGAGGGCAGUAUAUACCUCUUAUACGAGGCGCUCAGAUGCAAAACCCCGAUUAACUCCGAUAAAAUGAAAAUGUUCAAGAUAAGGCAGUUGAAGUUAUUUGAAACAAUGUAUGUAAAAGACGUACAAUUGCCAAUUUUCUUAGCGCGCUCUAGCGGUGAAAAAUUCAACUGCGGAGUUGUUUAUCUUGGCCACUGAAAAUUGUACACUUUUUUUCAAUCCAACCACGCUAUUAUUGGCAAUUUGAAGAGAGAAAAAAGCGGAGUUAAUCGGUUCGGCAUCUGAGCGCCUCAACUAUUAUAGUACCCCCUAGUCGACACCAAUAGGGUUGAAAAUAGUAUGCUACAUAUUAGGUACUAGUUAGGCUAGUUACUAUUAGGUUAUAGGCGCGCAGUACUCCCCCAUUAAUGCAGUUCACACCAAACAUUUACAACCUUUAUCGACCAACCAAAGUAUUGAGAACAUGUAUUUGUAUAAAUUACAAAUAAUUUCUCUGUGUGGGUUUCUCAAACUAAAAAUACUGGAAAUAAUAAUUGUACCAUACCGUUUAUACGUCUAAAUAGAUAACAAUUCAAAGAUAUCAUCGUUUUGGUCUAAAACAAUAUUAGCGAAUCACUUUACAUUAUGUGUACAACGUAUUUUUCCAUAUUAUACUAUAUAUUUCAAUAUUAUUCUUAUAUUAUCGUUAGAAUUAAUUUCCUUUUAUAUAUAUAUAUAUAUUUAUAAAUAGUCUAUUUUAAAUAUCUUUACUUCUAUUUUUUUAUAUAUUAAAAUAAUAGGCACUAUAAUUUAGUAUACAUUAUUAUAUAAGUAUUGAAAUGGUCUUCAGCCGUGCGCGGUCCAAAGUUUAGGUGCUCUAUAUACAACGCUACGACCCUCCGUCUAUUGUUUAUUUAUUUGUACCUAAUUUAAUGUGAUUAGGUUAUUGUUAUUAUGAAAGUGUAUUAUUAUAACUAUAGAAUAUUGUAAACUAUAUUAGUGCCUAUCAUUAUUAUUAUUAAUAUUGUAUUUUAAUCGAUAAACUUACAAAGGGAACGUAUCUAUGUCUGUGCCUUAGGAUUUAACAUUAUCAUCGCUAUAUUAUUAUUAUUAUUAUUAUACAUAAUAUUCUAUCGUUCAACUAGUCUUAAGCCGUUCGCGGGCCAACGUUUAGGUGCUUUAUAUUUGUAUUCGUCUAUUUUUCUAAAAUUAUUAGCAAUCAUCGAUUAUUAUUAUUAUUAUUAUUAUAUUGUUAUCGUUCUUAUUAAUAUUGUUUUGAAAUUAUUUUUUUUUAGGUAAGUAUAAUAAUAAUUAUAGGUAUAAUAGACUCGAGCAAUCGUCGGGUUAGACCGCGACUUGGAAAACGAAGUAUUUAUAUUCUGUGCCUUAGUGUAUAACGUUAUUAAUCAUUUUUAUUAUUAACAUUAAUUAUAUAAUAUUGUAAUGUAAUUUUUGGAUUAAUAUCGUAGGAAACAAGUACUUAUCUCCGCAGGGUUGUGUAUCAUUGUGAUUUUCUUAUGAAAAUCGUGGCUCUGGUUAGUUGAAAUUAGGAUUGGACGAGGUCUUAGUAUCGAUCAUGAUCGGGUACAGUUUUAGUUAUCUUAAUCGUAUACCUAUACUGUUGUAGCCAAAACACAACGAUGGCAUUAGCGGUAGACGGUUGCAUUGUUUACUUUUAAGAUAAUAAUAUUCCAUUCUAUUUGUACGAUAGAAUAUAAUUUCCAAACCGAGUCUCUGGUUCGCCAAUAAUUUAUCUAACGGUUUGCAGCAAUUGAUUUUAUUAAUUAGUUGAGUUUCGGUUGGACAGCGUGUGCUCUCUACAAUGCAACGGUGUAAUAUUUUUAAUUGAAAAUAAACUUUAGUCGACGGGCAAAGUCAGUUUAACCCCUUAAUCGGUACAAUCAUUUGCACUUGUAGAUAAUAAUCUUAAUAAUUUUUCAAAAACCCAAUCUUACACACAUUUGGCGAAUCGCCUCGGUUACCUACAUGUUUAUAUUAUAUACCACUUAUUGUCUGUACAAUGUAUUUUUCCAUAAUAUUAUCGAAAUGUUGAAAUAACAACAACACGUUAUACUUAUCGUUAGAGUUUUAAGUGUAUAGUUUAUAUUAAUAUCAUUACAAAUGUCUUUAUGUCUAUUUUUGUAUAUUACUAUUAUUAUUAUUAUUAUUAUUAUUAUGUACAUUUAUAGUAGCAUUGAACGCGGCAUCUGUUGUUUUUUAAUUAAUUAUUAUUUUAUUAUUGUCACUAUACUUUACUUCGGCUCUAAUUGUUGUUUUUGUACCCCCAUUCGUUUAUAAACGUAUUAUUGUAUAUUUAAUUGGUAGAUAUGACAUAUUAUAUUUGUGUAAUCUUCGUACCUAAUAUCUAUAAUAAUAUAAUAUAUAUAUAGUAACCUGUAUAGAGGUCAGCCAAUAGCUAUUACUAAAUGAUUUGUCUUUGU
Adelges cooleyi (spruce gall adelgid) is the source of this 6642-nucleotide messenger RNA. Its product is annotated as dipeptidyl aminopeptidase-like protein 6. The record is from RefSeq and is a predicted model, not a curated record. Gene Ontology annotation, molecular function: dipeptidyl-peptidase activity; serine-type peptidase activity. Gene Ontology annotation, biological process: proteolysis. NCBI's taxonomy places the organism in Eukaryota, Metazoa, Arthropoda, Insecta, Hemiptera, Adelgidae.